This is a messenger RNA of Paecilomyces variotii, 511 nucleotides long. RefSeq lists its product as hypothetical. Lineage: Eukaryota; Fungi; Ascomycota; Eurotiomycetes; Eurotiales; Thermoascaceae. Bases 176 to 454 code for a protein of 92 amino acids. The record is from RefSeq and is a predicted model, not a curated record. The transcript has a single exon.
AUAUAAGUCAGGUGAUCGACUACUUAGCGCGGAUCGCCUGUAACCUGGAAUCUAGAUACACCUCUCUCUCUCUCUCACCGUUGUUCAGAUUCUUUCAAAGAAUAUACCUUUUUAUUCCCCCAGUAAUACUGCCUCCACAAGUUAUACCAGAAAUCCCUCUUACACUUAGGACGAAAUGAGUCAGGCUACUCCGGUGCGGGUAAUCCUUCGAUAUCGCGAACAACCUUUUCAAGACCUGAACGCAAUCAUCAACGCUUUCUUUAAAUGGCGAGAUAUUCAACCUCUAGACGACUACUGUACACAUAUAUGUAGUAAUUUUCAUUCUUCUCGGUUAUAUCUCGUUCUCGAUCUCUACUGCAAAACAUGUCCAAAUGUCAAUCUCGACAAGUUAGACCUCGAAGUCUUUAAAGUCUCAGGAAUUAAUUCAUUGUGCGUCACCUCUUCUACGACCUAACUAAACUGACUAUAUUUAGUACAUUUCGGGAUCUCGGAGAGGUAGCUCGCAAGCAGG